AUGGACUCGGAUGCAAACGACAGAAGCCAAAGAGAACGCCCCGAGCAGCAAAAUCGCGCGUCCAGCAGCAAACAACGCAAGUCUACCGCCAUCACAGAAACGAGAGAUGGUUGUCGAGCAGGACCGGUCUUGAUCCAGUGUGGCGGUGGUGAGACGGCGGACUAUGGAGGGCUCUACCCGCCCUUACAAGCUGGCCAGAUCAGGCUGUUCACGAUUGCGCCUCGGGAGACCCGCGACGAUGAACUGCGACUUACGUUGCGUGUCUGUCGUCUUUUGGAUGUCGAUGACGACUACAUAGCAAUCUCAUCCACAUGGCUCGACGAGGUGUUCAGUGUCACUGCUCAAGAGCAGCGAUCGCAUGUGUCCGUGAUCUGUAACGGACGGCCACAUGCUCGUGCGACGAGGUUGUGGCCUCUACUUGAAAGACUGAACGGGAAACUUCAAUACAUGUCAUUAUCGUCUGAUUUUUGGCUCGAUGCUAUUUGCAUUAAUCAAGACGAUCAAGCCGAGAGAGGUCACCAGGCAGCCCUGAUGGGUGAGAUAUAUUCGGCCGCCAGCAUAGUGUAUGCUUACAUUGGUGCCGAACCAGAAGCUCGGGGCAGCAAAGGCGACGAUGUUGAUGUGUUUGCAACCGUGCUACAACACGACUACUUCUCACGAAGCUGA
Molecule: messenger RNA, 666 nt
Organism: Fulvia fulva
Lineage: Eukaryota; Fungi; Ascomycota; Dothideomycetes; Mycosphaerellales; Mycosphaerellaceae
Exons: 1
Coding region: 1-666 (221 amino acids)
Source: RefSeq, a predicted model, not a curated record